CGCAGUUUGAAGGAGCCAUCAGAUAGUGAGCUGUGGAUGCUGCUGCACACGAAAUGCUUUGUGGACUCCUGUUAGUCAUUUAGCGGAUCUCCACUUCUCUCCAGGGUCUCUGGUGUGUUUGAACACGGAGCGUAAAAGUGAGGAAAUAGGUGAAGACAGCGCGGAGCCGGGAUGCUUGAUUCGGGACGUUUCGCUUUGAGAACAGCAGCAGUUAUUGCGCUGCUGUCCGGCGUCCUCUCCUUCAACGUGGACCAGAAGAACGCUCUGUCCUUCGACGGCCCGCUGGAGGACAUGUUCGGGUACACCGUGCAGCAGUUUGAGAACAGCGAGGGGAAAUGGGUUCUGAUUGGAUCUCCGCUGUCGGGUCAGCCAGCCAAACGGACCGGAGACGUUUACAAGUGUCCCGUCGGGAGGGACCAAAACACGUGUGUCAAACUGGAGCUGCCCCAAAACACAACAGUUCCCAACAUACACGAAGUAAAGGAGAACAUGACCAUGGGAACAACGCUGCUGACCAAUCCCAGCGGAGGAUUUCUGGCCUGUGGUCCUCAGUACGGCUACAUGUGUGGGCAGCAGCAGUACAUCUCCGGCGUCUGUGCGAACGUCAGCAACUCUUUCCAGAUCCUCAACUCCGUGGCUCCGGCCGUGCAAGAGUGUGCGAAGGAGCUGGACAUCGUGUUGGUUCUGGACGGAUCCAACAGCAUUUACCCCUGGAGCAGCGUCAUCGAAUUCCUGAUCAAAUUCCUCAAGAACAUCACGAUCGGACCCAAGCUCUCUCAGGUGGGCAUAGUGUCUUACGGAGAGACGGUGACUCACCGGGUGAAUCUGAGUCAGUUCGACAACACUCAGGAUCUGGAGAACUUCGUGACGGAUCUCCCUCAGCAGACCGGCUUCAAGACCAUGACCUUCCUGGGCAUCGACACGGCCAGGAAGGAGGCGUUCAUGCCGGAGCGCGGCGCUCGACCCGGGGUGAAGAAGGUGAUGGUGAUUGUGACGGACGGAGAGUCACAUGACUUCUAUAAUCUGGACAAAGUGAUCAGAGCCUGUGAGAACGACAGCAUCGAGAGGUUCGGCAUCGCUGUGUUGGGAGACUACAACCGUCAGAACAAGAGCUCAGAAGAGGUGAAUAAGUUCAUCAAUGAGAUCAAGUCCAUCUCCAGCGAACCGCAGCACGAUCACUUCUUCAACGUGUCGGACGAGGUGGCGCUGCUGAGCAUCGUCGACGCUCUGGGGAGCAAAAUCUUCGCCUUGGAGGCUACAACCGGAAACUUCACCACCUCCUUCGGGAUGGAGAUGUCCCAGGCCGGCUUCAGCGCUCACACUUCCAAAAACGGCUUGUUACUGGGAGCGGUGGGAGCGUACGACUGGAACGGCACGGUGGUGAUGCACAUGGCUUCAGGAACCAUCGUUCCCGGGAAAACUGAGUUCUACGACCCGGAGACCGAGGCCGGGUACGAGGGGCUGGCCGGGUACCUCGGAUACGAUGUGCAGUCGGCCUCCACCCCCAAUGGAGUUCUGUACAUCAGUGGAGCGCCGCGGUACAACCACACAGGAAGGGUGGUGAUCUACCGUCUGGACCAGAACAGCAACGUGGUGGUGUCUCAGAUUCUGAAGGGAGAGCAGAUCGGUUCGUACUUCGGCAGCGUCCUGCAGACGGUGGACGUGGACAGAGACUCCGUGACGGAUCUCCUGUUAGUGGGCGCUCCGAUGUUCAUGGGGACAGAGCGGAACGAGCAGGGACAAGUGUACGUCUACAAACUCAACCAGGACAACCAGUUCGAGCACCAGUUCACCCUGAAGCCUGUGAAUCAGUCCUGCUGCACGACUCACUCAGAGGGCUGCACCAAUAAGAACGAGCCGUGCGGAGCGCGCUUCGGGACGGCCAUCGCCGCCGUGUCCGACAUGAACCUGGACGGCUCCAACGACGUGGCGAUCGGCGCGCCGUUCGAGAACGACCACCGGGGCGCCGUGUACAUCUACCACGGAGAGAAGAGGUCCCUGAAGGAGAAAUAUGUGCAGCACAUCCCUGCAGGAGGCGACGGUGUGAAGGUGAAGUUCUUCGGUCAGUCCAUUCACGGCGUCAUGGAUCUGAACGGGGACGGGAUCACCGACGUUACCAUCGGAGGUCUGGGAGGGGCUUCUCUCUUCUGGUCCAGAGACGUCGCAGAGCUCAGAGGCAACAUGACCUUCGACCCCGUUAAGAUCAAUCUGCAGCAGGCGCAGCAUCAGUGUGAGCACGGCGGCCGCAAAUCUGUGUGUGUGAAGACGGAGGUGUGCUUCGUCUACAAUAUCAAAUCUGAACAGCUGGCCGAACACCCUGCUGCAGUUAUGCGCUACACUCUGACUCUGGAUGCUCUGCGUGCGAAAGCGAGGGCCUCGUUCAUCGACUCGGACGAGAAGAGCGACCGCAGGGUCACCAGGACGUUCAACAUCAGCCACAGGCGGAGACAAUGUACACCAGAGACCUUCAUCAUGUCGACCCGUCUGGACUUCCGAGAUCCUCUCAUGGUGUCUUUGGAGUUUGGCCUCUCUGAUGAAGACAAUGGCCCUGUCUUGGAUGAAAACCUCCCCCGAUCCAUCAACAAGACGAUUCCUCUGGUUGACUGUGGUAGUGAUGAGAGGUGCAUCGCUGAUCUGUCUCUCAAAGCAGAGCCUAGUGUCAAUAAGAUGAUGAUCAGAUCCAACAAGGACAGGUUCCACGUGAACAUCAACGUGAGGAACAGCAAAGACAACGCGUACAACACCAAAGUCAUCCUCAGCUUCUCCCCGAACAUCAACUACGUUAAAGUGGAGCCGGAGAUGGCGUGCGAGCUGAACCACACGAAGGUGGAGUGUGCGGUUGGAUACCCUUUCUUAGGAAGCAAUGUGGAGGAAAACUUCAAAGUGAGAUUUGAGUUCGAUAUGAAUCACAUCCAGGAGGUGAUUCAUAUCGAUGUGACGGCCACAAGUGACAGUGAGGAGCUGGCGUCGACCCUGCAUGAUAACUCGGUGCAGAUCUCCAUCCCUGUGAAGUACCAAGCUGGACUCAUCUUCACUGUGCGUCCUGUGGAUGAACACGUGGUGGUGAAAGAGGGGGAGAAGUUUGCCAAGGAGUUCAACGACACCAAGAUGAUCGGAGAGGAGGUCAACAUCAGCUACACGGUGGCGAAGUCAGGUGACAUGGUGACUCCUCCUCUGGACCUCUACGUCGUUUAUCCUCAACUCUCGCCUCGGAAUAACAACCUGCUGUACCUCACACACGUCACCAGCAGCCCGCAGGUUGUAUGUGACGCCUCAGAUCGGUGGAUCAACUACCAGAAUAUUAACCCCCAGGUAGUUCGUCCAGAUCCAAAGAAGGAAACUCUGAGUGUCUUCCUGCUGCGUUGUGAGAACCUGCACUGUGCAUCCUUCAGAUGCUCCCUCCCUGAAAACACCACCAGUCAGGUCAACGUCACAUUCAGAGUCUGGAAACCCACCUUCAUCAAGGGGGAGUUCACCAGUCUCUACAUGCUGGUGAACGCCACGCUGAAGUCCAGAAAGACGGACCUGUUUGAGCUGAGCGACAACACCAGAAGUGUUAAGAUCCAGGUUUCCAAGGAGUCUUUAGGAGGAAUCCCCAUCUGGAUCAUCAUCCUCAGCAUCCUCAUAGGACUGCUCAUCUUAGCCCUCGUCAUCUUCGCUCUCUGGAAGAUGGGCUUCUUCAAGAGAAAAUCCAGAGACUACUCGAAGGAGGAGAUGAUGGACUGAUGUUUGCAGAUGUCCAGCAGCUCUGUGACGGGCAGACUUUAAAUCAGGCGGACAGACGGAGGAAACGCCAAAGGACCCACCCACACCUCGGUGCUACGAAAUAAAGACGACCUGGGAAAAAACUGACAGGGUCAAAUAAUAUCUGCAAAUACUUCCCAACCCUAGUCCGGUGAUGCUUUCAGCUUCAGGUUGCAACGCUGAGGCUUUUCAGAUGGUCUCUCAUAGCUUUUAUACAGUAUCACAUCAAGUCAAAAGGACCCAGAGGAGGAAGAAGAAGCCAUAACUUAACAGGAAUCUGUCAGGCAAAGAAGCAAAUAUCUGUAUUACAUACAGCUGAUUUAUCAAAGAGCUCCAGCUUCAGAGGAAAAAAGUACUCAGGUUUUUCUGUGUGGAGAUCAGAUGCCACCUCACAUACUUUCUUUGCCUUUAAAACAUAUAAUAUGUGAACUUUACACGUGUCGAGCGGCCUGUCUGAUAGCUUAAACUAAGCGUAUGGGCUUUAUUAGUUUAGAUACGGAAGCACUGAGAGGCAAGUAAAAAUAAGAUCCAGGUGAUCCAACGUUACCCUUUCCUAGGCCUUGUUUCCUCUCGUGUUUAUGAUGUCAGAACUUUAUAAAAAUAACGUGUUCCUUUUUUCAUUCCUUCAUAUUUCCCAUUGUUUGUUGUUGUAAUAUUCAUUUUGGCCACAAGAGACACUAAACCACCUUCUAAAUUUGACAACAAGCCUUAUUUGUUUCUCCCAUAUUAGUUUAAAUGUGUUAUGAUAGAUGUAAGGAAAUGAAAAGCUAACUCUUGCUGUCAGCGUGCGCCCUCAAACCAAAAUGCAGAUUUUCUCCCGUAUUUUUCUAGAAAAACCCUGUAAAGGUUUUAUAUAUUCAGAAACAAUUAAAAACUAGACAGCAAUUUUUUUCAUUCAUCAAUAUUAUGUUUGAUUUGCCUCUCAGGGCUUCCGUACUUUUUUAAAACACUGUACCUUUAAAUGAUAUAGCAUUUUGUUGUUGUUUGGUAUUUUAAUAUAACGUGGCACAUCCUUCUUAUAAUUCUGGCUGAAAACACUGACUUUAACCUAAGAAAACACAAAUCUCGUCCCAAUGCUAAAUGUUUGUCGUUUCUGUCCCAGACGUUACCGAGCUGCGCCUUCAAAAUCCCAACCUUUGAUUGUACUGUAAAUACAAUGCUCAAAAAUGUAAAGCUUUAAAAACCAAUUGUACAUAAUGUUGUUUUGCGUUAAUUCAUGUAAUUUAAAAAAAUAAAGUGUGGUCAGAGGGGGUUACUUUUGCUCAGGUGUUAAAAGAACAACAUUUGGCCUACUCCACUCGUUCAAAGCUGAUGCAGAUAUGUAAAUAUUGUUAUAUUUUGAUGAGAAAGUAUAAUUAUUCUGUACUGAAGAUGAGGGUUUGUAUCCACUACUUUGGUUGUAUCUGACUGAAAGCCUGGUGAAUGACUGUUGAGGUGAGACUGUAGUGUAUUUUAAUUUGCAAAAAGGGGGGUAAAUGCGUCACCGUGCACCAGCAGUCACCAGGGGGUUCACUGGUGUUCGGUUUGUUAAACUUCAGCUCAAAACAUUUGCAUACUUAGGGGUCAACGUCCCCCCAUAUAUGUGGUACGCUCACAAAGUUAUUCUGUCAAGUUUCCCGUCUCGUUUUUGUUUCCAGAAGUUGCACAGCUACACAAAGAGAUUAUAUUGUAUGUUCGGGAGACUGCCUCCUUCUUUACUGCCCCCCCCCUCCCCCCUCCCCUAUUACUGUCUUACAAUAAAUCUGAGGGAGGACGAAAAGAAGAGGCCGUUUUUUGAUACUGAAAUCCUCCUCAGCUGCCACCCUCCACUGUUGAAGCACAUGUAAUGAAUUGUAUGUACAGAUUGUGUGACUGUUGUACGGCUCCAUCAGGCUUAUGCACGAGGGUGGAGUCCCUCUGGUCCCAAGGUGAGAGUGGUGCUCCACCCCAGCCUUCUACACUGCUGUGAAGUCUUCAUUGUAAUGCACUGGUUUGUCAGACUGUCCUCAUCAGCACAGAAAAUGAACUGAAACUUAUGUACAAAAAUAAAAAUACUUUUUACGAAGAAGCA
Messenger RNA from Eleginops maclovinus (Patagonian blennie), 5794 nucleotides. It is a transcript of the gene itga1, whose product is annotated as integrin, alpha 1. Gene Ontology annotation, biological process: cell adhesion mediated by integrin; cell-cell adhesion; cell-matrix adhesion. Bases 172 to 3726 code for a protein of 1184 amino acids. The record is from RefSeq and is a predicted model, not a curated record. Gene Ontology annotation, molecular function: integrin binding. Gene Ontology annotation, cellular component: integrin complex; external side of plasma membrane. Lineage: Eukaryota; Metazoa; Chordata; Actinopteri; Perciformes; Eleginopidae. The transcript has 30 exons.